GGAAAGCUGUAUUGCCUUUGGUGCAGAAGCUUAGAAGACAACACUGGUUUCACAAUGGGCUCCAUUGGUGCAGCAAACACGGAUUUUUGUUUUGAUGUAUUCAAGGAGCUGAAAGUCCAUCAUGCCAACGAGAACAUCUUCUACUCCCCCCUGAGCAUCGUUUCAGCUCUGGCCAUGGUCUACUUAGGCGCAAGAGAAAACACCAGGGCUCAGAUAGAUAAGGCUCUUCACUUUGAUAAAAUCCUAGGAUUUGGAGAGACUGUUGAAUCUCAGUGCGACACAUCUGUAAGCGUCCACACUUCACUUAAAGACAUGCUCAUCCAAAUCACCAAACCAAGUGACAAUUACUCAUUCAGCUUUGCCAGUAAAAUUUAUACUGAAGAGACAUACCCAAUCCUACCGGAAUACUUACAAUGUGUGAAAGAACUGUAUAAAGGAGGCGUGGAAACUAUCAGCUUUCAAACAGCUGCAGAUCAAGCCAGAGAGGUCAUCAAUUCCUGGGUUGAAAGUCACACAAAUGGAAUGAUCAAAAACAUCCUUCAGCCGGGCUCUGUGGAUCCCCAGACUAAAAUGGUCCUUGUCAAUGCCGUUUACUUCAAAGGAAUAUGGGAGAAAGCAUUCAAGGAAGAAGACACCCAGGAAAUGCCUUUCAGAAUUAAUGAGCAAGAAAGCAAACCUGUGCAAAUGAUGUAUCAGAUUGGUUCAUUCAAAUUGACAGUGGCGGCUUCUGAGAACCUGAAGAUCCUGGAGUUUCCGUACGCCAGCGGGCAGCUGAGCAUGAUGGUCAUAUUGCCUGAUGAAGUCUCUGGCUUGAAGCAGCUUGAGACUUCAAUCACCUCUGAAAAACUCAUUAAGUGGACCAGUUCUAAUACGAUGGAAGAGAGGAAAAUAAGAGUUUAUCUCCCCCGCAUGAAGAUAGAGGAAAAAUAUAACCUCAAGUCUGUCUUAAUGGCCUUGGGUAUAACCGACCUGUUCAGCUCAUCAGCCAAUCUCUCCGGCAUCUCUUCAGCAGAGAGCCUGAAGAUGUCUGAAGCCGUCCACGAGGCAUUUGUGGAAAUCUAUGAGGCAGGCAGUGAGGUGACAAGCUCAACAGGAACUGAGAUGGAGGCUGAAAAUGUCUCUGAAGAGUUUAAGGCUGACCACCCUUUCCUCUUCUUAAUCAAGCACAACCCAACCGACAGCAUUGUCUUCUUUGGCAGAUGCAUGUCCCCUUAAGGAGAAGACAGUUGAAAGAUUUUUCUGUCCCUCAGAGCAAGACCCAAAGCACCGAAGUAUCAAGGGUAAAAAGAAAUGCAUACUCUCUCUUUCAUCCAUAUCUUCUAAAAUCAGAAGGCUUU
Molecule: messenger RNA, 1337 nt
Organism: Cariama cristata (Red-legged seriema)
Lineage: Eukaryota; Metazoa; Chordata; Aves; Cariamiformes; Cariamidae
Product: ovalbumin-like
Exons: 8
Coding region: 55-1215 (386 amino acids)
Biological process (GO): negative regulation of endopeptidase activity
Molecular function (GO): serine-type endopeptidase inhibitor activity
Source: RefSeq, a predicted model, not a curated record